Molecule: messenger RNA, 567 nt
Organism: Neolamprologus brichardi
Lineage: Eukaryota; Metazoa; Chordata; Actinopteri; Cichliformes; Cichlidae
Product: hemoglobin subunit beta-like
Biological process (GO): hydrogen peroxide catabolic process; oxygen transport
Cellular component (GO): blood microparticle; hemoglobin complex; haptoglobin-hemoglobin complex
Molecular function (GO): oxygen binding; heme binding; organic acid binding
Source: RefSeq, a predicted model, not a curated record
UGCCCACCUCCACCCAGCUGCAUAUCUUUGGGUGGAGCAAAAUGGCUCCUUUAUAAGCUGCAUUUGGGGGCCUGCUGACCAAAGUAGAAUAGGCACAACAGUCAACAAGGCAAAAUGGUUGCAUGGACAGACUUCGAGCGAGCCACAAUCAAGGACAUCUUCUCCAAGAUCGACUAUGAAGUCGUUGGCCCAGCAGCUAUUUCCAGGUGUCUGAUUGUGUAUCCCUGGACUCAGAGGUAUUUUGCUGGCUUUGGAAACCUCUACAAUGCUGCUGCUAUCACAUCAAAUCCAAAAGUUGCUGCUCACGGAAAGGUUGUAAUGCAAGGUCUGGAAAAAGCUGUGAAGAACAUGGACAACAUCAAGGCCACAUUUACAGAGCUGAGCACGCUGCACUCUGAGAAACUGCAGGUGGACCCUGACAAUUUCAUGCUUCUGGGCGACUGCCUGGCCAUUGUGGUUGCUGCCCAGUUGGGUAAAGACUUCACUCCCGAGGUCCAUGCAGCUUUUCAGAAGUUCCUGGCAGUGGUGGUGUCCUCCCUGAGGAGGCAGUACUACUAGAGAGCUGCA